CGGCCCCAGUCUCUCCGGUUCGCGCACCUCCUUCUCCCCGCCGGGCCGGCUGGGGGCGGGGUCGGGGCUGGAGCCAGAGCCGCGGGAGGUGGAGCCGGGCCCGGAAGCCGGGGAGCCGCGGCCAUGGCGGCUCCUGCUGGCGGCUUCGGUCUGCUCCGCGGCCGACUCGGCCGGGUGCCGGCGCUGGGUAGGGGCGCCGCUCCGCCGGUGAAGCCGCCGGGGGAGACCGGGCGCGCGAGCCGGGGCUUUCGGAGCAGCCGCGUGAGACAUGAAGCCAUUAUUAUCUCAGGAACCAAAAUGGCCAAACAAAUCCAGAAAGAAAUUCAGCUAGGUGUGGCGUCCUGGAUUUCCCUUGGGAACAGAAGACCUCACCUCAGCAUCAUUUUAGUGGGAGACAACCCAGCCAGCCACACCUACGUCAGGAAUAAGAUAAGAGCUGCCUCUGCUGUAGGUAUCUGUAGUGAGCUUAUUCUAAAGCCUAAGGAGGUUUCUCAGGAAGAACUUUUGGAUAUAACUGAUCAAUUGAACAUGGACCCAAGAGUCAGUGGUGUAUUAGUUCAGUUACCACUGCCAGGCCACGUGGAUGAACGAACAAUCUGCAAUGGGAUUGCCCCGGAAAAAGACGUAGAUGGAUACCACAUCAUCAACAUCGGCAGACUGUGCCUUGACCAGCACUCCCUCAUCCCCGCCACCGCCAGCGCUGUGUGGGAAAUGAUAAAGAGGACAGGAAUUGAAACAUUUGGGAAGAAUGUGGUUGUGGCCGGGAGAUCCAAGAACGUGGGGAUGCCCAUAGCCAUGCUGUUACAUACCGACGGGGGACACGAGCGGCCGGGAGGUGAUGCAACUGUGACCAUAACUCACAGAUAUACUCCCAAGGAACAACUGAAGAUCCACACCCAGCUGGCAGAUAUCAUCAUUGUUGCUGCAGGUAUUCCAAAGUUGAUUACAUCUGAUAUGGUUAAAGAAGGUGCUGCUGUAAUCGAUGUGGGCAUCAACUAUGUCCAUGACCCAGUGACAGGAAAGACAAAAUUAGUUGGAGAUGUGGACUUUGAAGCUGUUAAGAAGAAAGCCGGCUUUAUCACCCCUGUUCCCGGAGGCGUGGGACCCAUGACGGUGGCAAUGCUUCUGAAGAACACUCUUCUGGCAGCUAAAAAACGAAUUUACUAGAUCACAUGGUAGAGUAAAGCGAACUGAAGUCAUGCGUUCAUUUACUUGACAAAGGGUAGAACCUUUAUAUUUUACUACAAAGCUAUUUAUUUCUGCUUUGCAUUUAUUUUUUCAUGGAUGGAGUCCUCCUGGCUCAGAUGACUCAGAUAAUUUUAUGCAUUUCCUGCUAACUUAUUUUGAGUUUUAGGAAACAACAAAAUUCCAAUGAGAAUGGUGGUAAUAAUUGUUUACUUUUAGGAUAAGUGUUCAUCAUGUAACAAAGGGCUCAUAAUAAAUAUAUUUUUGACACAAGUGUCACAGUAUGUUUCCAACAAAUCUUUUGUCAGCCAAAUGGGCACUCAUGUAACUUGUAAUUUAUGGUUUGCCAUCGUAUGCUCAAAUUUUUAAUAUAUUAAGAUCUAUGUCAUAAGCUGAGAGCUUAUUUGCUAGAAGUGAGACAGAAUAUUGAAAAUAAGAUCUUGAUCUCAGAUGUCUACCAGAUGCAUCCCACAAGACCAUCCUAAUGAGAAAUGAUGUUCUAUUUAGGGAGGUAAAAACAUUCCAGGAAGGUAAAAUGCCAGGCUACCUGGAAAAGUAAUGAUGAACGUCUGCCAGAGUGAAAACGCAUAAUGUGUUAGAUGCACAUUUCAUUUCUUCUGUCUUCUAAAAAAUAUUUGGACAGUACCUUUACUGAGCAGAAACGGAAAAAUCCAAAAGUAAAUAAAUAUACAGAACAGAAAUGAAAUUGUAUUUUCCCACAACUAUCAGACGGACAUGAGUGAGGUCAUCAUUAAUAUGAAAUCAGUAGAUAAACAGCUACACACCCCAGGGGACAAAAAUUCAAGUGAGGGAGGAGAAGCAGUGGUGGUGGGGGACGGGGAUUAGUGAGCUGUCCCCUAAGGGGCACAUAUCAGGGUAUACAGCACACCCUUUGGGUGAAGGGCUCGACUAUAACUUGAACUU
Molecule: messenger RNA, 2109 nt
Organism: Nycticebus coucang (slow loris)
Lineage: Eukaryota; Metazoa; Chordata; Mammalia; Primates; Lorisidae
Gene: MTHFD2L
Product: methylenetetrahydrofolate dehydrogenase (NADP+ dependent) 2 like
Exons: 8
Coding region: 124-1167 (347 amino acids)
Biological process (GO): tetrahydrofolate interconversion
Cellular component (GO): mitochondrion
Molecular function (GO): methylenetetrahydrofolate dehydrogenase (NAD+) activity; methenyltetrahydrofolate cyclohydrolase activity; methylenetetrahydrofolate dehydrogenase (NADP+) activity
Source: RefSeq, a predicted model, not a curated record